This is a messenger RNA of Gavia stellata (red-throated loon), 4946 nucleotides long. It is a transcript of the gene CPEB2, whose product is annotated as cytoplasmic polyadenylation element binding protein 2. The transcript has 11 exons. Gene Ontology annotation, biological process: negative regulation of cytoplasmic translation. Bases 16 to 2562 code for a protein of 848 amino acids. Gene Ontology annotation, molecular function: ribosome binding; mRNA 3'-UTR binding; mRNA regulatory element binding translation repressor activity. Lineage: Eukaryota; Metazoa; Chordata; Aves; Gaviiformes; Gaviidae. Gene Ontology annotation, cellular component: synapse; nucleus; cytoplasm. The record is from RefSeq and is a predicted model, not a curated record.
GCGCAUCAUCAAAACAUGCAGGAUGAGCUGCUCCUGGGGGUGACACGGCAGCAGCAGCAGCCAGGCAGCGAGAGGCUGGGCAGCAGCCCCGCAACAGGACACCCCCCUCUCGGCCACCCCUCCUCUGACUUUAAACCCAGUCUCAGCCCCCACCAGGAUUUAAACAAGCAGCAACCGCAGCAGCAACAGCCGCCGCCUCCUCAGCUGAGCCAGAAGAGGAAAGAGUUUAAGCAGCAGCAGCAGCAGCUCAGCAGCCCAGCCCAGCUCGGCAGCAGCCACCCCCUGAAUAACCACCACCCCCCAGACUAUCAUCACCACCCCCCUCAGCAGCAGCAGCAGCAGUUCAGCUACCCCACUGACAAGUACCAGCAGCAGGAGCACAGGCAACAGCAGCAGCUCCAGCUCCUCAGCGCUCACCCCCCGGAACCGCCGCGGACGGGGGACUACCCGCACCACCGGCCCCUCAGCCCCGCCGAGCACAAGGGCGGCGCGGACAGGGGGGGUUCAGAGCGGCUCGCCCCUUCCUGCCCGGGGGGAUCGGUGUCCGCGGACCCCAAUGUGGGGGUGGCCGCCGCCUCCUGCGUGAAUCCGCCUCCGUCUCCUCCUCAUCUGCAGGCGAGAGCCAAGCUGCCCCCCAUGGAGUCCCCCCCGAACAGCCACUUGCUGGGCAGCCCCGGGAACCUCCUGCCCGGCGGGCUGGGCUCUGGCUUCAGCAGCCUGCAGAGCCCGGAGAUCCCCAGCCCCCAUCACCAGAGCGGGGGCGGCUCCUCCUCGGCGGCUUCCCCUCCUCCUCCGCCGCUGCCCGGCUUCGGCACCCCCUGGUCGGUGCAGACCUCGUCGCCGCCUCCGCAGCAGACGCAGCAGCCUCCGGUCUCCAGCGGCAGCGGCGGCGGGCAGAUCAGCGCGAUGCCGCCCCCGAGCCCGGAAUCCGAGACCAGCUUCUACCCGGGGAUCCCGUCAUCGAUCAACCCCGCUUUCUUCCAGAGCUUCUCGCCGGUGUCUCCUCACAACCCCUGCGCGGGGCCCUUCAGCAGCCCCUUCUCGGCCGCCGCACCCCCGCCGCCGCCGCAGAUGAAUUUACCUCAGCAGCAGCAGCAGCAGCAGCAGCAGAACCGGAGAUCCCCUGUGAGCCCCCAGCUCCAGCACCAACACCAGGCGGCGGCCGCCGCCGCCGCCUUCCUGCAGCAGAGAAACUCCUACAACCACCACCAGCCUCUUCUGAAGCAGUCGCCCUGGAGCAAUCAGAGUAGUGGCUGGAGCACAGGAAAUAUAUCCUGGGGAGGAAUGCAUGGCAGAGACCAUCGUAGAACUGGAAACAUGGGAAUUCCAGGAACUAUGAACCAGAUCUCUCCUUUGAAGAAACCCUUUUCUGGUAAUGUCAUAGCUCCUCCUAAAUUUACUCGCUCCACCCCAUCACUGACACCAAAAUCGUGGAUUGAAGAUAAUGUUUUCCGAACUGACAACAACAGUAAUACUCUCCUUCCUUUGCAGGAUCGAAAUAGAAUGUAUGACAGUCUGAAUAUGCACUCUUUGGAAAACUCCCUUAUUGACAUUAUGAGAGCAGAGCAUGAUCCACUUAAAGGUCGCUUGAGUUAUCCACAUCCAGGGACUGACAAUCUUCUGAUGUUAAAUGCAAGGAGUUAUGGGCGAAGACGAGGCCGUUCUUCCCUCUUCCCAAUAGAUGAUGGUUUGCUGGACGAUGGUCAUAGUGAUCAAGUUGGAGUCUUGAAUUCACCUACCUGCUAUUCAGCUCAUCAGAAUGGAGAACGAAUUGAGCGUUUUUCUCGGAAAGUGUUUGUUGGAGGUCUUCCACCAGAUAUUGAUGAAGAUGAAAUUACUGCUAGCUUCAGACGGUUUGGGCCUUUGGUAGUAGACUGGCCUCACAAAGCAGAAAGCAAGUCCUAUUUUCCACCAAAAGGUUAUGCAUUCCUCCUGUUCCAAGAAGAGAGUUCUGUUCAGGCCCUGAUUGACGCCUGCAUUGAAGAAGAUGGGAAGCUCUAUCUAUGUGUUUCCAGUCCUACUAUCAAGGACAAGCCAGUUCAGAUCCGUCCCUGGAAUCUAAGUGAUAGUGACUUUGUGAUGGAUGGUUCCCAGCCACUUGAUCCUCGAAAAACAAUUUUUGUUGGAGGAGUCCCUAGACCGCUAAGAGCUGUGGAAUUGGCUAUGAUCAUGGACCGUCUCUAUGGUGGAGUUUGUUACGCAGGAAUUGAUACUGACCCUGAGCUGAAAUACCCAAAAGGUGCUGGACGUGUUGCUUUUUCCAAUCAGCAGAGUUAUAUUGCUGCCAUCAGUGCUCGGUUUGUUCAACUUCAGCAUGGCGAUAUUGAUAAACGAGUGGAGGUAAAGCCAUAUGUGUUGGAUGACCAGAUGUGUGAUGAAUGCCAGGGUGCACGAUGCGGUGGAAAGUUUGCUCCUUUCUUUUGUGCCAAUGUCACUUGCCUGCAGUAUUACUGUGAGUUUUGUUGGGCAAAUAUCCACUCUCGUGCAGGACGUGAAUUCCAUAAGCCAUUGGUAAAGGAGGGGGCUGACCGCCCACGUCAGAUCCACUUCCGCUGGAAUUAAACAUGGUGAACCAGCAUCUACAUAAGGAAAGAAGGGUGCAUGUGGCUUACUGUGUUUGAAGAUACUGACAUGCAGAAGAAAUAAGUGCAUUCUUCUGCUUUUCACCCCAGCUAUCAAUACAUGCAUCUUUAUCAGCAGCCAAAACACUACAAGCCUCUUGUUUUUCACCAAAACCCUACAUCUCAGGCUUACUAAUUUUUGUGAUAUUUUCAUGUUAAAAUAAAAUGUUUUUUUGUAUUUUCUCCAAGUUAUUUUUAUAUGUAAAGUUAAAACUAGAUAUGAGAAUGUUUUUGCGUAGGGGCACACAGUCUGCUGCUAUAUUUAGUGGGUGAAGCGUGCACUUAUUUCUAAACAUGGGUUUUUAACUUCAAGAUCUGCCCCAGUAAUUUACCAAAGGUAGCAAAAUAGUGAAGAUGGAAUAUGUCUGCUACAAAAAGCUUAUUUUUAUUGUUGUUGCUAUUUUCAGUGUAUACAUAAACUAAAAAUUAGGGUUGAUUUUUUGCUCUCCAUUUUGACUUGCAAGAAAUAAUACCUCAAGAUAAUCUGAUUUAUUAGCUAUUUUUAAACAUUUUUAAUCACAAGCUGUAUUAGCUUUGCUGCUAUAUAGGUGUUAUGUGUAAUGCCACCUAUUAAUACGGGAUUGAAACGUUUAAGACACACUGCAUUACAGAUUAAAUGCAGGCAGCACAAUAUGGCCUAAACUGCCAUAGUUUUAGAAUGUGAAAAAAUUGCAUGUUUACUUACCUGUAUACACCAUAUGCAUGCACUAGAACUAUUAAUUAACAAGAGGUGAGUUAUUGCAAAUGUUCAAAAAAGGCUCUCUUGAAACUAGGUAGCAUGAGCAAAUUUACAAAAUUUGUUACAAAAAACAAACUUGCAUGCAUUAUUGUGACUGAAGUAAAAAAAUGUCCUACAUGUGUACAAUAUGCAAAUUAGUUUUAGACUAGAAAGUGCAGCCAUUUUGUGACCUGGUCAGUAGUGGAAUUCAAUUUUAUGCAGACUGGAUGUAAUAUUGUAAUCCCUGUGCAAUUUUGUGAUGUGUGCUUCUACUUAAUGUGGCGUGAUGUAGUAUAGAUACAAGUUUGAGUAAAAAGCUAGCAUUUAAAAAAUUCUUUUAAGCCCCCUUGAUUGUUCAUGGUUAAGAUUUCCUCUACAAACCAAAGAUGGCCAGCACACUGCUAACCAGUCACCAAAUGUGAAACCCAUGACAAAUGCAUACAAAAAUAGACUUAUAUAAGAACGCGUAAUGCUUUAGAAAUUAAAUCUAAGUAAAGUCAAAAUGGAGAAGGUGUAAUAUACAGACGGCUAGUUGCAUAACACACUAAAUUUUACCUUUAAGACAACAGUGAAAUUUGGCUUAAAAAAAUCUUGCUUACAUGUUUGACCUGUGUGUGUUGUGGUCUUCUGUCAAACUGGGGUCACUGUUGCAUGAAAAGUAGCUACUUGACAGUCAAGGAUAGUGUUUUUAUUUUAAUGAAGGAGUUCUAGUAAUGACAUUGCUUGCAGAUUUUGAAAAACAAACGUAGUUAGGACAGAGGCAAUAUUUAACUGAACACUAAAAGGAAAUCAUAGCAGUGUUUUUGUCUAUCUCAGAGCAUUUUUAAUGCAACUAGCCCCUACUUUUUAACGGAACAAACAGUUAUUCUGCAGUCUAAGCAAGCACUCAACAGUAAAUGUUGUAAUGCAGAAUUAAGAGCCUGAUGCUAGAGUUGAAAUUACAAGGGUGUUGUUCUUUGCAAUCCCUUGGGACAAUCCUUCAUGUAAGCAAAGUGUUGAUCUUAUAUUGGUUGUCUACGGUGUGCUUUUUUGUACUGUACAAUACGUGGUUCAUGUCUAACUCUGCUGUUUUAUUGUGGUUGUGGUUCAAGUUUUUAAUGUUUAAAGUUGAUGCUGUUUUAAGAAGAGCUUUUUACUAAUUUAUUUGUCAAUGUUCCCUAUUUGUUACCUAACCAUGAUCCUCCAGAUUUUUUGGAGUAUUCUUUUCUAACCUUAACCCUGCCAAACCUUGAUCCAUUUUGACAUUUGUUAUGCACUAUUUUUAUAUCUCUGUGAGAGAUUUUUCCAACAGUCAGCUAUUUUAAGGCACACUUUUUUUGACUGAUGACAUCUCCUUUGCUAUACCUCAAUUUUUGGAAUUUAGAAAAGAAAUCAGUAGUUUUGCAAUGUUAAUUAUUUAGAUAUAAUUUAAUUCUGCAGAUUUUUUUAAACUUUAUUUUCAUAUUUUCUGCUUAAUGUUUAAAAUUGAAGAGCCUUUAAAUAUAUUAAAUAAUGAACACUAAUGAAAAUAGUAAAAAAUUGAAAUAAUUGGAGAUGUUGAAAAUUGCUUUCCCUGUUUAAAUGGAACUACGUAAGUAAGUCACAGGGGGACGAAACAGGGAUACCCU